This is a messenger RNA of Rhododendron vialii, 1042 nucleotides long. Its product is annotated as nuclear transcription factor Y subunit C-1-like. The transcript has 2 exons. Gene Ontology annotation, cellular component: nucleus. NCBI's taxonomy places the organism in Eukaryota, Viridiplantae, Streptophyta, Magnoliopsida, Ericales, Ericaceae. The record is from RefSeq and is a predicted model, not a curated record. Gene Ontology annotation, biological process: regulation of DNA-templated transcription. Bases 136 to 789 code for a protein of 217 amino acids. Gene Ontology annotation, molecular function: protein heterodimerization activity; DNA binding; DNA-binding transcription activator activity, RNA polymerase II-specific.
AAUUCUGUUUUUUUUUAAGAGAGGGAAAUCCCAAAUUCCCCUAUCAUAGGCACUGGGCAACACUACCACACCAUUUUCCCCAUAACCACAGGUCUACAACACAGUACAAACACCCACGUUCUCCGAAACCCAAAAAUGGAAGACAACCCACAACUCCCACCACCGCAACCGACGGCUGCGCCGUCUCCAUUCCCUCCUCAACCCCCCUACCACCACCUCCUCCAACAACAACAACAGCAGCUCCAGAUGUUCUGGACGUACCAGCGCCAAGAAAUCGACCAGGCCAACGACUUCAAGAACCACCAGCUCCCCCUGGCCCGCAUCAAGAAGAUCAUGAAGGCCGACGAGGACGUCCGCAUGAUCUCCGCCGAGGCCCCCAUCCUCUUCGCCAAGGCCUGCGAGCUCUUCAUCCUCGAGCUCACCAUCCGCUCUUGGCUCCACGCCGAGGAGAACAAGCGCCGCACCCUCCAGAAGAACGACAUCGCUGCCGCCAUCACCCGCACCGACAUCUUCGAUUUCCUCGUCGAUAUCGUGCCCAGGGACGAGAUGAAGGACGAGGGUUUGAUGGUGGGUGGGCCUAAUAGUAACAGUACGGCCAGUGGAGUGCCGUAUUAUUACCCCCCGGCGGUAAUGGAUGCGGCGGCGGGGGGGAUGAUGAUGGGGCGGCCGGCGGUGGAUCCGAUGUACUUGGCGGCCCCGCCGUCGCAGGCGUGGCAGUCGGUGUGGCAAACGGGGGUGGAGGAUGGGGGGUACGGGGGCGGAGAGGGGAAUCUCGAUGGGCAAGGUUAACUGGAUCAGUCGGGGAUGCUAUCAUGCUAAGUGGCACGAUGCAAAAGCUGCUCAGCUUGUUCAUCCUUUCUGGAAUGUAGUUAAUUUUAAUUUAACUUGGCUGCAAUUUACGGAACGAGUGAUGACUUGUAUUGUCCGAAACCAAUUGAAACCUUGGAUCAUGUGUAGUAACAAAUUGCUUCUGUGAUUCAUCCUAUUGGAUAUCCAUGUGCAGUACCAAAGAUUAUCUUUGUGCAGUUCUGGGUUCGAUUCA